CUACCAUAAGGUUGUUUAGCCAUUUCGUAAACAAAGCAAUGGAUGGGUGGCGCAGGUGAACUCUGAUUCAUUUAACAAUUUUCAACAGAUGCAGCUCAUCGCAGUGUAGUCUAGCGAAUGCAAGAUGUCGUCCCCAAAGGAGAAACCACAUGGGGCAGACACGUCUUCACACUUAAUGAUGGACUCCAACGUGUCUGCUUGUGCAGCUGAUAAGAAAAGUCCCCCUGGAUCUCGCACUCCAGAGAGACCUCCAAGUGAUGGUUCUCCCAUUUCAGAUGAUACUUGCCCCAUCUGUCUUGGUCACAUCAAUAACAAGUGUGUAGCUAAUUCAUGCCUACAUGCCUUUUGUUUAGUAUGUCUGAAGGAGUGGUCCAAACAGAAAGCAGUAUGUCCACUUUGUAAGCUAAGCUUCACAACAAUAAUGUAUGACAUUAAAUCUGAAACAGAGUAUAGAGAAUGGAUGGUUCCAAGACCAGAUCCACCAGAACGAAGCCAAGGUAUUGCUAAUUUUCAGGAGUUUCUUGAUGCAGAAAGGCGAAGGUUCUUUGGAUAUCGCACAACCAUGUUUCCUGGUGCUGCCACACUUCGCCGUCAGCAUCCUGGACGCCCACAUGCCAUUCCUGAUGCCAUUCCUUCUGGUCCUCGUGAACGCAGGCCCUCUAGGUAUAACCUAAGGGGUUCAUCUAUGUUUCGUCUUAGUGUUUAUCUCAAUAAUGUAUGGGUGCAACCAAUAGCAGAUAUUACUGGUCGUUACAGACAGAGUUCUCCAGAAUUGUAUCGAGAGCAACCUGCCCUUACACAUCGCUUAGUACCCUGGGUAAACCGAGAACUGGCAGCACUUUUACCGUCAACCAGAGUUGGGGCUGUGCUUGCAUUAGUAAUGGAUCUUAUUGAGAGACAUCCCAUCAAUUCUCGUGAAUUUCUCCGCACAAUGCAGACAUGUCUUGGAAGUCGGGUAACUCAUUUUGUUCAUGAAUUCUACCACUUUGCCCGCUCACCUUAUGACAUGGUUGGCCAUGACAAUGCAGCUCAGUAUGUACCAAGGUAUGGAUUUAAUGAUGAUGAUAGUAGCAGUAGCAGUUCAGAUGAUAGUGAUGAAGUGAUAGAGGUAGAUAUCAGGGGAAAUCCUAUUAUUGUUAGGUCUGGUAGAGAGAACCUUCAGGGUCCUGCAAUUUCUGGAAAUGUCGUAAGAGAAGAAACUCUUACACAUGAAGGAUCUGUAGUUAUCAGUAGUGAUAAUAACUCCAGCAAUGAGACUGAUGAACCACAACUGACACUUUUUCAGUCACAGGGAGAAGCAUCACAACUGGACUUAACAGAGACCCAUAAUCCAGAGCCCCCGGGAACACACACUAUGAGGCGCUUGCUUGGCCGUGCCAGAGACUUCCUGAGUACCAUUAAUGAAGGAGCAUCAACAUCAAGAUCUGAGGGAAACUCUGGAACAAAAAAUAGCAUAAAAAACACUUUAAAAGAAGAAAUUCCAUCAGAUAGUGAUGAUUCUGAUGGUUGCAUUGUUGUUGAGGAAGUAAAGAAAAGACAGAAGACACCAGAGAUAAUAGAUAUUGAUAGUGAUGAACAGGAGGAAGAACCUGCACCAUCAUCAAAAAGGAAUGAUAAUCACUGGAAGAAAAAACUUAGUAAAAAUUUUGCUGGACACAAGGGCAGCAGUGGUGUAAGCAUUUCCUCAAGGCAACAAAAAAAUAAAAUAAAAAAGAAACCCACUCUUAAACGAACAAAUUUUCCUCUCCCUGUUAGUCAGUCAGGCAGCAGUGGUUCUUCAAAAAAGAAAUCGACUAAAGAAGACCACAGUUACUGUAAUGAACAUGAAUAUGGAAAUACUGAAGCAUCCAGUUCAACAAGUUGUUCAAACUCUUUUUCAGGGUCUGUUCAAACUUCUUUUGAAAUAUCUUUGAAGUGGCAUAAAAGUUCAGAGAAUCAUGACUCUAGUGUAAGUGUGAAGAAGAAAGAUCGACAGAGUGGACAGCAGCAGAUCGGAAUUUCUUCCUCAGAAGAUGAAUCUAAUUUUCUGAGUUCGGAAAAUAAGAAACAUAAGUACAAAGAAAAGAGUAAAAAGGCUAGUAGUAAAACAAAGCAUAUGUCCAGAGAUAAAAUGUGUGCCUAUAGUUCCUCUCGGCACAGAACACAAUCGCCAUCUGGAGAAAGAAACUCAUCAGCAAAACGAUCAAAGAAGGACCAUAGAUGCAAGAUUAAGAGUUCAUCAAGAUCGAGUUCACGGCAUGAUACAUAUGCAAGACACAGUUAUGCUAACAGCCAUAGCUCAGAAAGUUCUUAUGAAUCAUGGUGCAACUCUGAUCGUCUUUGGACACCACCAUCAAGCAGAACAGAGGGAACUUCAUCUAGACAGGAUCAGCGUUGGGAUAGCCAGCAGAGCAGAGAAACAUCGUGUGAUUCAAAAGAUUCAUGUUACAGGGAGUGGAGAGGUGAAUACAGCUUAAAAUCUAGGCACUCCAGUAGAAAACGAAAGAGAAGGAGUAAGGAUCGGAGAAGGAGCGAUAAAAGCAAAAAGAGCAAGAAAAGUAAGCAUAAGAAAAAAGGAAAAUCAAAGAAGUCUGCUAUUAAGUCAACUUCUUCAGAAGAGACAGAAUCUAAAGAACAAAUAAGUGGGAAGAGACCAAAGAGAAGAAAAAGCAGAUUAAUGGAUAGCUUCUCGAGAUCUGAGGGAGACUCCUCAGAGCUUGAACCUAGGAAAAGAAUCAAAAGGACCAUGAUGAUAUCUGAUACAUCGUCUAAUUCAAAUUCUGUACACUCGUCAUCAUCAUCAUCAUCAAAUGAGGAGUCUUAAAGUGUAUCUAUUUUCUAUGAUUUUCUGUUAAUGUUUAACAUGGUAGAAUAGUCCUCUUAGAUACAUUACUUCUGUCAUUUAGAUUUCUUCAAACUAGUUACAGUACAGUAUCAGUGAAUGUAUAAAUUUCUAUGAAUACAAGGUUAAAAUAACUGUACAGUAAUCUUAGUAACCAGAUACUGUAUUGAAGAACUUUUUAUAAAUACAGUAUAGAAAUGAAGACUACAGGUAUAUAAAUUUGUUAUGGAUUUCUACAUACAGUACAGUAUAUUCUUCCUAUGUUACUGGUACUAUUAAAAUUUUUCAUUGUUUAUGCUCGACUGUAUAGCUUUGAUUUUUGUAAUAAAUUAGUUUGUACUUAUAAUAGUGAGUACUUGAGUUAGCAUAUAAUUUCCAUACAAGUAUUUCAACAUUUGAGUAAUGCCUGGCUAUGAUGAAGUUAAAUGUUUAAAUAGAUCAUGUGAUUCCCAUAAUAUUCUUAAGAGAUAUCUAAUAUGAAGAUAGAAAGUUUUAGAAAGUUUUGAUAUUCAUUUUAGGAUAAUGUUUUAAUAUUGUGAAUGGAAGCUGGAUAUGUGCUGUAAACAUUGCUAAAUAUUUUUGUUUUAAUAUUUUAUCAUAUUAGUGUGUGUUAACCCCUUGUGUAUGCAGUCCCCUCAGUGCUGAAUAAAAUCAUCUGGCAUUAGCCAUAUAAAAUAUUAACAGAGGCAUCCCUGUAGUGAAGGGGUUAGUGGAGAUAGUCUAUUGACCCCCACCCCCUUUUUUUUAUGGACUUGUAUAUACAGGAACUGUACUUUAUAUUUUAAUCGCCUUUUCAGUUACAACCACAUACAAAUUACCUCCAUAAUAAAUAAUCUUACAACAUAUCCCAAGUUACAGUAGUUCAUUCAAUAUUUUGUAAUUCGUACACAGUCUACCAGUGUUAAUUAAACCAAACCAUCAAAUUUCUUUAAUAUUAUCUCCUGUCACAGUGUUGUACACAAUCAAAUCCUCACAACAGACUUUUAACACUUAGGACAUUGUGAUGGAACAUUUUACACCAUCCAUCAUCAUUCUGUACCCAUUUUUUAUUUAUAAAAUAUUGUACACACUGAGUCAGGUCAGCCCCCCCCCCCCAAAUUGUUUCUAUUCAAGACAUUUUCAGAAAAUUCUCCUGAUUUUCAACCUCGGAAAAUUUGUUCCUGAAGCCAAAAUUUUUUGGAAAAUUCCGGCUUCAGGAAUGAUUUUUCAAGCAAAUUUCAUUUCUGGCUAUUGGAGAUUUCUGGGUUUGAAGGAUUCCGGCUAAAGGAGAUGCAGUAAUAUCUCCGUUAGCCAGAAUCCCUCAAAUCCAGAGCUAUCCGAUAGCCAGAAUUAAAAUUUUCUCGGAAAAUCUUUCCCAAAGCCGGAAUUUUCCGGAAAAUUCUGGCUUUGAGAAUGAUUUUCCAGGGGGCAUUUUCCGGAAAUUUUUUAGAAAAUUGUCCUGGUACCUGUAAAAUUCCAGGGAUGACAGAUUUUUUUUUUUUGGCUUUGAGAGAGUCGUCUUGUUACCCGGAAAUCUCUUAUUCCCGGAAGUGCUCUGCACCAAUUGUUCCGGCUAACGUAGAUAUUACUAUUUUAUAUGCAAAUGGUAACUGUGUUAGAACUUUCAAUUGGUUUUUAUUUACUGGUUUGGCAAUACAGUACAGUAUAUUUUGUUGUAACUUAUUUAUUGGUAUUAUUUUUAUUUAUUCCUCACAUUUACUGGUACUGUAUACAGUAUAUUAUUUUAAGAAAACUAUGGCUAUAGGAAGAAAAUCCACACAAGAGUUUUUUCCUUAAUACUCCCUGCUAAAAUAGGGGAUGCAUCUUACUGUAUAUAUGGCCAUGCGUCAUAUAUGCUGUAAAAUAUGGUAUAUUAUACAGUACUGUACAAUACAUAUAUAAGUUGAGCAUUAUUGUUGGCUUUGCUUGUUAAGAGUUUAAAGAUGCCCAGCUGCUAGCAAGUUUAUUAGAAGGAACUCCUGUGUAUGGCAGUGUUGUUACACUGCAGAGGCUUACUCCUGUACUUUAUAUAUAUAUAUAUAUA
This is a messenger RNA of Homarus americanus (American lobster), 4844 nucleotides long. RefSeq names its product E3 ubiquitin-protein ligase Topors-like (gene Topors). The record is from RefSeq and is a predicted model, not a curated record. Gene Ontology annotation, molecular function: ubiquitin protein ligase activity. Gene Ontology annotation, biological process: protein polyubiquitination; protein monoubiquitination. NCBI's taxonomy places the organism in Eukaryota, Metazoa, Arthropoda, Malacostraca, Decapoda, Nephropidae. The transcript has 2 exons. Bases 125 to 2803 code for a protein of 892 amino acids.